Molecule: messenger RNA, 645 nt
Organism: Talaromyces marneffei
Lineage: Eukaryota; Fungi; Ascomycota; Eurotiomycetes; Eurotiales; Trichocomaceae
Exons: 1
Coding region: 1-645 (214 amino acids)
Source: RefSeq, a predicted model, not a curated record
AUGGCGCCUUCAAAGCCAGUCUUACAUCCGCUCAAGACUCCAAAGACUACCACCUUCCCAUCCGAAUUACAUACUCCGUCUAUUUCUUCGCGAUCGGAUACAAAAACUGAACUUCCACUCUCGACGCCUAUAACCCCGCCGCUCGCCUAUACUGAAUUCUUGAAAGCACUUACACCCGUAUUCAACAGUCCUAUUAGCCCUUCUAUGAGCUUCUCAAAGUUCCCCGUGGAAAAAUUACCCACAUCAAAUUCACAACCAUCAACGGCAACGAGUGUUUCAUUUCCCAGCAAUGUCGAGUUUGCGAAGUCUGCGAAGUCUGCCAGUAUUUCUCCCGAAUCGCCUUUCCCUCCGUCACUUCCCUCCAAAUCUGCAAACAGUGGAAGAAAACGCCUACGAAUAUCAACAAAGGCAUGUGGGAAGGGUUAUACGCCGGCGACGGAUUCUCCGAUGAGUGCUACAACCGCAUAUUCUCCUUUUUCGCCUUCGGAUUGGAAGCUCCGUUAUUUGGAAGGACCCCGAAGUGCUACCGGCAAGCAUGUCAGUGUCAGGCAGGUCGUUACUCGCACAGUCACAUAUAAGCGGACGCCUUUAGAUCCACCACCAAAGGGCAAGCGAAGAAAAGCCAGCGCAUCUCCGCAAGCUUGA